AUGAAGUGUGAGGGUGAAAAUGUAAUUGCAAGAACCAUAACAAAAGGAAUGAAAUAUACAAAGCUAAGAUCAUUUAUAUCUUCAGAAGUUCACCAUGGUGAUAAUGGAAAUGACGUAAAGUUUACUAUUGAGAUUGAUUCAAGCAUAUUCAUAGAUCUCCUUGAUGAUGUUGGAGUUGAACAAUUGUUUGAAUACAAUAGAAGAACUGCUCAUGUGUAUGUUGUUAGACGGGCUGCACUUGAAGAUGAUCCUGAAGAGAAGGCAUUAUACAAGUAUAGCCUAGCGCACAAGUUCAGAUACAAGUUUCUGAAGAACAAACCAAGUCAAGUUAUUGUGAAGUGUGCAGUUAAGAGAUGUCCAUGGCUAAUUGAAAGUGAUCCGACCACAGUUGCAAAAUGGAUAGUUGGGCUGUGCAAUAGAUUUCAAUAUUUGUUCAUUGCAUAUGGACAUAGCAUAAAAGGUUUCAUGGAAGGUGCUCGACCCAUACUAUAUAUAGAUGGGUCUUUCUUGAGUGGACCAUAUAAGGGAACUCUACUGUUAGCAUGUGCAUAUGAUGCAGAUAAUGAGAUAUUUUCUGUGGCAUAUGCCAUAGUAGGUAGUGAGACAGUUGAGGAGUGGUCAUGGUUUCUUCAAAAUAUUAAGAACAUAACAGAAUCGCAAGAGAUAGCACUAGUGUCUAACAAACAUAAUUCAAUCAUUAGGGAUGUACAAGUAAUAUAUGAUUGUGACAGGCAUGCUUUCUGUUACUGUCAUUUGAAAGAAAACUUUAGGUCAGAGUUUUUAAAAGUCAUAAGAGGUAAGAGAAAGAAUGGAGUGACAAAGGAUGCAGCAUUCAAGCUCCUAGAUGCAAUAGCUUAUGUAAGACUCCCUAGUGAGUUUAAUGUUGCAAUGUCAAAUAUGAUGAACUUUUACCCGGAUUUAUUGCAAUGGCUUGAAACACACAGUAACAUAGAUAGAUGGGCACUUAGCAAGUUUCCCCAUAAGAGGUGGGAUAACAUAACGAACAACAUUGCUGAGUCCUUUAAUUCUUGGGUUGUCAAGGAAAGAAAAUAUAAAAUUACUGUUUUUAUGUAUAAGCAUAGGGAGAAAUUAGUGAAGAAGUUACAUAAUAGUAAAAUGGCACUGGAAAAAUGGACAAAUAGUGUUAGACCAAAUGUGGAGACCAAGCUAAAGGAAAAUAUGUUAAGAGGUGAUACAUUGCAAGCUGAUUUUUAUGCACUGAACACUGUUAGGGUGAAAAAAUUAAAUGGAAAUGUGCAAGUAAAUCUUGAAUUACGUGAAUGCUCUUGCCUGGCAUGGCAGAUGUCUGAACUACCAUGUCCUCAUGCAUGUGUUGCCAUAAAGUUUUCACAUGGCAAUAUAUAUCAAUAUGUUGAGGAAUGGUACCAUUUAAGUUGUCAAGAAAAAAUCUAUGGCAGUAAUAUGAUUCCAAUUGAGACUUUUGAUAUUCCAAAGCCUGAUACAGCAACAUUAACUAAUAACUUAUCACAAACUUUCUUACAGCCACCUUUAACCAGCCGUCUUCUUGGGAGGCCAAGAACAAGGAGGAUAGAGUCUCAAUUCCAAGAUAAAAAGAUUUAUCAUUGUUCAAGAUGUGGGGAGGCCGAACACAGUCGUAAGACAUACAAGAAUCCUAACCUAUCAUGA
Messenger RNA from Prosopis cineraria, 1647 nucleotides. RefSeq lists its product as uncharacterized. The transcript has 3 exons. Lineage: Eukaryota; Viridiplantae; Streptophyta; Magnoliopsida; Fabales; Fabaceae. Gene Ontology annotation, molecular function: zinc ion binding. The record is from RefSeq and is a predicted model, not a curated record. Bases 1 to 1647 code for a protein of 548 amino acids.